Messenger RNA from Sinocyclocheilus grahami, 4520 nucleotides. Its product is annotated as calcium-activated potassium channel subunit alpha-1-like. Gene Ontology annotation, molecular function: large conductance calcium-activated potassium channel activity. The record is from RefSeq and is a predicted model, not a curated record. The coding region runs from base 356 to 4009 and encodes 1217 amino acids. The transcript is spliced from 30 exons. Gene Ontology annotation, biological process: potassium ion transmembrane transport. Gene Ontology annotation, cellular component: postsynaptic membrane. NCBI's taxonomy places the organism in Eukaryota, Metazoa, Chordata, Actinopteri, Cypriniformes, Cyprinidae.
CGGCACCUGUGCAUCUGCCCUGGACGCGCCGCGGAGAACGCAGCUGAACGCAACACGUUAGUGAACGACAGAGAGCGCACGGAAGAUCCGCGCCGGGGGUCAGGCGGGCAUGUUUUCCAUCGUGGCACAUACCCAGAGUACGAGCUCGUUUAAAGACGCGACGACGCCUUUCCAGUAAGUGUUUGCGUGCGUUCUGAGUACCGCGCGUCACCGGUUGCGCGGAGAACCGAGCAGCGGCCGAGAGCGCAGAGCGCAGCGGGAGGAGAGUGCACACACGCCGGGCUCUACGCCCUGCCAAACAUGGCUGAUCGUCGUCGGGUGCGGGGCGCUGCCGGGAUCUCCAGAAAGACGCUCGAUGCUCCCCAUUGAAGAAGCAGAAGAUGAUGAUGGUGAUGAGAAGCUGCUCUCCACAAUAAUGACCUAUCAACUAGCGGCUCCGUCCUCGGUUCGGAACAUGGAUGUGAUCAUCCCCUACACCAGUGAUGUACCCUGUGACCCCAGAGGCCAGAGGAUGUGGUGGGCUUUCCUCGCCUCCUCCAUGGUCACUUUCUUCGGGGGUCUCUUCAUCAUCCUGUUGUGGAGGACCCUUAAGUACCUGUGGAUGGUGUGCUGCCACUGCAAGGGUAAAAAGAAGGAUGCGCAGCGGAUCAGUAAAGCGUUGGGUCAGCGGGAGGUGGAGGCGGUGGUCAGCGAGGUGGGAUGGAUGACCUCGGUGAAGGACUGGGCCGGGGUCAUGAUCUCUGCUCAGACGCUCACGGGACGCGUGCUGGUGGUGCUUGUCUUUGCUCUGAGCAUCGGAGCACUUGUGAUUUACUUCACCGACUCCACAAAACCCAUCGAAUCCUGUCAGCAUUUCUACAAGGACUACUGGCUGCAGAUCGAUAUGGCCUUCAAUGUGUUUUUCCUCUUGUACUUUGGACUGCGUUUCAUCGCAGCCAAUGAUAAGCUGUGGUUCUGGCUGGAGGUGAAUUCAGUGGUGGAUUUCUUCACCGUCCCGCCUGUGUUUGUGUCCGUGUAUCUGAACAGGAGCUGGCUGGGAUUGAGGUUCUUAAGAGCCUUGAGGCUGAUCCAGUUUUCAGAAAUAUUACAGUUUUUAAAUAUCUUAAAAACAAGCAACUCCAUAAAGUUGGUGAAUUUGUGCUCAAUCUUUAUAAGCACAUGGCUGACGGCAGCGGGCUUCAUACAUUUGGUGGAAAACUCAGGGGAUCCUUGGGAAAACUUCCAAAAUUCCCAACCGCUUUCCUACUGGGAGUGUGUGUACUUACUCAUGGUAACCAUGUCCACAGUGGGUUAUGGAGAUGUUUGUGCUAAAACAACCCUCGGACGCCUUUUCAUGGUCUUCUUCAUUCUCGGAGGAUUGGCCAUGUUUGCCAGCUACGUUCCUGAAAUCAUAGAGUUAAUAGGAAACCGCAAGAAAUAUGGUGGUUCCUAUAGUGCAGUAAAUGGGAGAAAGCAUAUAGUCGUCUGCGGUCACAUCACGCUGGAGAGCGUCUCCAACUUCCUCAAAGACUUCCUACACAAGGACAGGGAUGAUGUCAAUGUAGAAAUAGUUUUUCUCCAUAAUAUUUCCCCUAAUCUUGAGCUGGAAGCCUUAUUCAAGAGACACUUCACACAGGUGGAGUUUUACCAGGGAUCCGUCCUCAACCCUCACGAUCUCGCUCGAGUCAAGAUUGAGUCGGCCGAUGCCUGUCUGAUCUUAGCCAAUAAAUACUGUGCAGAUCCUGACGCUGAAGAUGCAUCCAAUAUCAUGAGGGUGAUAUCCAUUAAAAACUACCAUCCAAAGAUCCGAAUCAUUACACAGAUGCUGCAGUACCACAAUAAGGCUCAUCUUCUCAACAUCCCGAGCUGGAACUGGAAGGAAGGCGAUGACGCCAUCUGCCUCGCCGAGCUGAAGCUGGGCUUCAUCGCCCAGAGCUGCCUGGCACAGGGUCUGUCCACCAUGCUGGCUAACCUCUUCUCCAUGAGGUCCUACAUCAAGAUUGAAGAAGACACGUGGCAGAAGUAUUAUUUAGAGGGAGUAGCCAAUGAAAUGUACACGGAGUAUCUGUCCAGUGCUUUCGUGGGUUUGUCCUUCCCCACCAUUUGUGAGCUCUGCUACGUGAAACUGAAACUCCUGCUGAUCGCGAUUGAAUAUAAAUCAGACCAGAGAGAGUGCAGCACGCUGAUUAACCCGGGCAAUCAUGUGAAGAUGCAGGAGGGAACACUGGGCUUCUUCAUCGCCAGUGAUGCCAAAGAGGUGAAGAGGGCACUUUUCUACUGUAAAGCUUGUCAUGAUGACAUUACAGACCCAAAACGGAUCAAAAAGUGUGGAUGCAAACGGAUGUUGUAUUCCAAGAAGUCCGCCUACAAGAGAAUGCGUCUGGCAUGUUGUGUAGCUUGCGGUGGGGCAGAACAUGGCUGCUCGUGCAUGUCAGACAGUGUGGCUAGUAACACGAAGGUUCUGCACCAUGGCUUCCCCUUCUCUCCCGUGUCUCUGUAUGAUAACACGACCACUUUACGCUCGUCUAAAAGUAACUAUAACGGAUACAUCAAAUCAAUAGUAGAGGAGGAGCAGCAGUCGGCUCUGUCGCCCAAGAAAAAACAGCGUAACGGAGGGAUGAGAACGUCGCCCACAUGCUCACCCAAAAUCAUCAGGUGUGCCAGACUAGUGUUUGUGACUAGUUUUAUGGUCUGUAGAGGUCAGUCAUUGAUUUAUUGGCCUGUAUUUCUCCCUCAGACUCGCAGUGAGGCAGCGAUGACGGUUUUGAGCGGUCACGUGGUGGUUUGUAUAUUCGGCGAUGUAAAGUCGGCUCUGAUCGGUCUGCGGAACCUGGUGAUGCCUCUGAGAGCCAGUAACUUCCACUAUCACGAGCUGAAGCCCAUCGUGUUCGUGGGCUCUCUGGAGUAUCUGAAGAGAGAGUGGGAGACGCUACACAACUUCCCCAAGGUCUCCAUCUUACCCGGAACUCCACUGAGUCGGGCCGAUCUGAGAGCCGUCAACAUCAACUUGUGUGACAUGUGCGUCAUCCUUUCAGCCAAUCAGAACAACAUCGACGACGCCUCUCUGCAGGAUAAGGAGUGUAUUCUGGCAUCUCUCAACAUCAAGUCCAUGCAGUUUGAUGACAGUAUUGGACUCCUGCAGGCCAACUCUCAAGGCUUCACUCCUCCUGGAAUGGAUCGCUCGUCUCCGGAGAACAGUCCCGUACAUGGAUUGGUGCGGCAGGUGUCCAUAACCACCGGAGCAAACAUUCCCAUCAUCACAGAGCUCGCUAAAACAGACAAGUUGCUGCCCCUGGUUUCUCUGAGCCAGGACAAGAGCAGCGGGAACAACAUCCCAAUGAUAACUGAGCUGGUGAACGACUCAAACGUCCAGUUUCUGGACCAGGAUGACGACGACGACCCCGACACCGAGCUGUACCUCACGCAGCCGUUCGCCUGUGGGACAGCGUUUGCCGUCAGCGUGCUGGAUUCAUUAAUGAGUGCUACCUACUUUAAUGACAAUAUUCUGACUCUGAUCCGGACGCUGGUGACCGGCGGAGCCACGCCGGAGCUGGAGGGUCUGCUGGCAGAGGAGAAUGCGCUGCGUGGAGGAUACAGCACACCGCAAACGCUGGCCAAUCGAGACCGCUGCCGCGUCGCACAGCUAGCGCUUUACGACGGACCCUUCGCCGAUCUGGGGGAUGGGGGCUGUUAUGGUGAUUUAUUCUGUAAAGCACUGAAGACGUACAACAUGUUGUGUUUUGGAAUCUACCGAUUAAGAGACGCACAUCUGGGAGCACCCAGCCAGUGCACCAAGCGAUACGUGAUCACGAACCCUCCCUACAACUUCGAGCUGGUGCCUACAGAUCUGAUCUUCUGCCUGAUGCAAUUCGACCACAACGCCGGCCAGACGCGCACCAACCUGUCCUCCCACUCCACCUUCUGUCCCAGCAAGAAGAGCCCAUCCGCGCACUCCAUCCCCUCAUCCGCCCGGCCGGGCCGCAGCCGGAGCCGCGACCUGCGCGACAAACAGAAGUACGUUCCUCUGUAAGCGUCUGUGGCGUUGAGCUGUGCCUGUGUGCACACGUGUGUGUGUGUGACGCCUGACGCCACGGACUCAUCCUUACGCUUCGGUAUCACAAACGCAAAUCCCGGACUUUAUUUUUUUACACGUAUCGAAUGUUUGCCUCGUACAUCAUCUUUAACAUACCAGAAGUUACAUCUGUAUAAAGCACCGGCCAGCGUUUACACGACAAACCAUGGUUUUGUUGAGGAUCAGUACGUCUUACACGGGUAACACUGUGUUGGGUUAAUGAAUCAGUUUUACCAUUUUGCACUUUAACUGCACUUUAAUCCUACAGUUUGACAACAGCGACCUGACGAACGCGCGUGUGCUUCAUCAUCGCAUCACGCCUCUGUGCUUCUACAUCCUGAUAUUCCUGAUAUAACACGGCUGCUGUCUCAUGUUACCCACCUACAGUGGCUCCAAACGUCUGACGGCUUGCAUUUUUAGUUAAUAAAAAAUACAUUAAAUUAUUACUAGUUAAUACAUUUACAUUUAA